ACACACCUGCUGUCACAUAAAGCAUGAAAAAAGGGCUGUGAAUCAUUCCGGACGAUGCAACAAUUAUCACAUUAUUUUUUCAUUUAUGGUACUAUGUGUGUAAUUUAAUAUAAGACAUUUUGAAAUCAUUCUGUGCACCCUUGCCUGUCCACCAUGACGUUCAAGAUCCCUCGCUGCGCAGUUGUAUCACAUUGAUGUAGAGGGCAACAAAUGCAAGGCGACAUUUUCUUUUUUUUUUCUUUUACUGUCAAUUUGCUCUCGGCACCUCCGAGAGAAGAAGGGAAGCUUGUUGGCAUGUAGCACGUUUGGCUAGCGUUGGCAGGACGGAGCGGUCUCGCCUAACAACACGGCGCUGAGUUGCAGCGUGGAAGAAAGCAAAGGUCGCCUGUAAAAUCUUGUUUUUUGGUGGAGGAACUAACGCGGUCCGAACGCUAGGCGACAGGCCGCGUAUGGAGCCUGGGACCUCGCGUGAAACUCGGACCGACGCAGGAUGCCAUAAACGGGCGGACAUGCGAGAGAACACGCCGGGGGAGGAGGCGAAAGGCGGGAAUGGCGGCACGGUGAUGCUCAGGCGAAGAGGCAGAGACGAAGCUGUAAAAUUGAAGGAUGAGAAAUGUGAAUAUGGGGGAGAGGUUGAGGACCAGGUGAAACGUGAUGGUGAGGAUUUUGGUAAAUACGAGGAGGAGCUGGACCCGAGAAUUCAGCUGCCGUCGACUCCCCUGAGACACUGCGCUUCAAGACACCCGUGGACACACCCUUCCGACUAUCAGGAGGAACUGGAACACCUCAACCAGGCCAGCGAUGAGAUCAACAAGCUUGAGCUUCAGUUGGAUGAUGCAAGGUCCAGCUACAGGAAGAUUCUCACAGAUUCUGCCAGGAAGCUGAAUGCUCAGGGUUCCCAGCUGGGUGCUUGCAUUGAAAAAGCGAGGCCUUACUACGAAGCACGCAGGUUGGCCAAAGAGGCACAACAGGAGACCCAGAAAGCUGCUCUCAGGUAUGAGAGGGCAGUGUCCAUGCACACUGCUGCCAGAGAGAUGGUGUAUGUAGCAGAGCAAGGACUGUUGGCUGACAGGAACACAAUGGACCCUACCUGGCAAGAGAUGCUCAACCAUGCUACAGCUAAGGUUAACGAGGCUGAGGAGGAACGCUUUCGGAGUGAGCGAGAACACCAGCGGGUCACGCAGCUCUGCCAAGAGGCCGAGGCACGAGUGCAAACUCUCCAAAAAUCUCUAAAGAAGGUCAUCCUCAAGUCCAAACCCUACUUUGAGCUAAAGGCGCAAUUUAACCACAUUCUGGAGGAACAUAAGGCCAAAGUUGUGCAACUGGAGGAGCAUGUGUCAAAAGUGAAAACGCGUUAUUCUGUGGCUCUGCGAAACCUUGAACAGAUCAGUGAGCAGAUCCAUGCCCAGAGAGGGCGAAUCCAAGUCAGCAGGGGGCGACCAUCUGUAUGCGGUGGACGGAGUUCUCCGGUUGGCGCUGAAGCUGAUAUCAGAGUUGCUGUCGGAGUUCCGCUACAUAGCGUUGUGGGAGCAAGUGGGAUAGAGAGCAACUGGGUUGACAAUGAAAAAACUAGGCUGUGGGUGGAGAAGCACCGGGAGAGCGGUUGGGGCCACAGGGAACAGCUGGAGGGGGAGCAUGGCGGUUCAGACCGAUUGUCCAUCAUCAGUCUGCAGACCAUUGUUUCGGACCUGGAGAAAUGCGACUCGGUUGAUCACCUCGGUGACCUCAGCGAUGUUGGCAGUGUGAUUGGGGAGGUGUGGGACUGGAGUAAGAAGAAUACGUCCAAGCCUGGCAAUGUGGUGGAAGUGGCAGACAGACUCCAGCAGGUUACGACCCACCAGCAGAUAGCAGCUGAUGGCGAAAAGAAGCAGGAGAGCUUCAUCAAGCAGCACCACAGAAGUGUCAGUGUCUAAUGUUUGGACAAAGCUGUUGAAUGAUUAGGAUGAACUUAUUAGUAACUUGAGUGUGGACAAGACAACAACAACAAAGUUACUAUCCAUUAGUUAACUUCGGGAUUUUUCCAAUACCUAUUUUUUCAGUAAAACUGUGUCUUAAAGACCAUUUGCAAUUUACAGUUACCGUAUUUCUCUGCAAGCACUCUUUUGUUUUAAAUUAAUUUUUCGCGGCAAAUGUUUGUAUUCAAGUAGAUGUCACUAUGCUAUGGACAAAAUAUUAAUACAUUGCAUGUAAAACUUACCACUGCACGCAGGCAUCCGCAGCCUUCAAAAAGGAAAAAUACAGAAAGAAGAUCAUUCAACACAGGAAAAAAAAGAGUCAGAGUGAAUUAUGGACAGUAGAGUAAGAAUAAUGGAAACCAUUGGAGACCAUGAAUGGGGACAUACCUGUACAUGUGGCUGAGCAGUUAAUGCUUGACUGAAGGUGCGCUGACCAGAGAGCAGGCUUGAUGGUAUACAGUACAUACCGUAGAGCAGUGGUCCCCAACCACCGGGCCGCGGUCCGGUACUGGGCCGUGGCCCGAUUGGUACCGGGCCGCAGAAGAAUUUUUUAUAUAAAAAUUAUUAUUUUUUAUUAUUUUUUAAUUAAAUCAACAUAAAAGACACAAUAUACACUUACAAAUAGUGCACCAACCACAAAAAACUCCCUUUUUCAUGACAAAAACGCCCCUUUUUCAUGACAAAGAAGAAAGAAAAAAAAAGGACAACCCCACCUUCUACCAACCUUGUCACGUCCGUUCUGUCCUUGAGCAAGACACUUCACCCUUGCUCCUGAUUAGUCCUGGUUAGCGCCUUGCAUGGCAGCUCCCGCCAUCAGUGUGUAAAUGUGUGUGUGAAUGGGUGAAUGUGGAAAUACUGUCAAAGCGCUUUGAUUACCCUGAAGGUAGAAAAAAAAAGCGCGAUACCAGUAUAAGCCAUUUACCAUAAAGAAAUUACUCCUCAAAAUGACUGAUGUACACACUAGAGACAUAUGAACAGACCUUUGUAUGUGCAAUUAUAAAAAUAGAUAUAGAAGCUUAGAAAAAGUGGUGCAAAAAACACUUAAAAUUAUUUGCAUGUUAAAAAACGUCAAAAAACGGUUCAACCACAAUGUGUAGGGUCUGCUCUGCAACACAGCACCAAGAGGACAUCAAACGUGACUUAAAUAGAGAAAAUUUAAGUAAUUAAGUGACUGUAUGUGCACCAGAGGAAGGAUCAGUAUUUUUUUAAAGAAGAGAAUUACACUUCCAGUGUGUCCAGUUUCUGGCAAGUUUUACUGGGACCCACUGCGGGAUUUUUCCAGCCAGAGGCCUGCAAAGGCACAGCAAGCUGUGUUUCUGAGCAAGAGCCUCAAUCACGUCCCCUAUGCAGAAAAAUCCUCCCAACCCUAUUAGUAAUAUAUUAUUGUGUGCAAAUAAAUACAUUUUAUAUAGUAAGAGAUUUAUGAGGCUAAAACAUGCCAACAGAUUUUAGAGACGUGAUGUCACAACAGACAAUAGCAACCACUCUAAGAAAGGCUGAAGUGACAACCGAAACUAAGAUUUAUCUCUUACUCUCUAAAAACUAUUUGUCAGUACCCAAGAAUAUUUUACCAAUGUUAAUGAGCGGCAUAGCUCGGUUGGUAGAGUGGCCGUGCCAGCAACUCGAGGGUUGCAGGUUCAAUUCCCGCUUCCGCCAUCCUAGUCACUGCCGUUGUGUCCUUGGGCAAGACACUUUACCCACCUGCUCCCAGUGCCACCCACACUGGAUUAAAUGUAAUUUAGAUAUUGGGUUUCACUAUGUAAAACGCUUUGAGUCACUUGAGAAAAGCGCUACAUAUAUAUAAUUCACUUCACAAUUCACUUCACUUAAAAAAGAUGUGACAAUGAUUGCAAUCAAUUUAUCCUUACAGCGUAACCUGCAUCUAGGGACCCUAGCACCUGCACAAACUUCACAUUCUUUGGAAUAUUUACCUAUUGUUCACAAUCAAUAUGAAAGACAUGACAUCAAAUGUAUUAUUAUUUUUUAAGCAUUCUAACUUGUAAAUAAAAGUCCGCUUACAGUAGAGCAAAUGGGAGGUUCUCUAUUCUGCCCAUAAAACCCAAUAAAUAACCAUUCAAAAACAGACAAAAAUAUUACAUUUACAUUUUGUGACAUGAAUAUUAACCAAGUAUUAGUGAUAUUGUUAUUAUAACCGCUAACACAGACAAACCAUUUAAGGCGCCAACCUGAUCAAGACCUUUGGUGACAUGAUCUACUGAUGAGCUGCUUCCUCGUUUCCUUGCUCGUCAAACGUUAUUCUAGGUCAUAAAUCAUUCCUCUCUACUUGACAGUAGAAGAAUGAGCACGCCUUGGUACACUUUGACAGCUCAAUUUAGACCCAAGAAUGGCGAGUACUACAUGCUUGGUUCCACCUUUUCGUGUAAAUGGGAAUAUAUGAACAUCCUAGCAGUUGGCAUCGUAAUGACAGCAGACUUUAUACCGUAGGUCAGGGGUAGGGAACCUAUGGCUCUACAGCCAGAUGUGGCUCUUUUGAUGACUGCAUCAGGCGCUCAGAUAAAUCUUGGCUGUCAUUGCUUAACAUGAUAAGUGAUGAAUAAUUCCGCUGGUAAUCACAGUGUUUAAAAUAAUGUUCAAAAUGUAAAACAUUCUCAUACAUUUUAAUCCAUCCAUCUGUUUUCUACCGCACCUGUUCAAAAAGUCGCAUUAAUGGUAAGAAGCAUUUUAUUUAUCAUCAGUGAUAAAUGUUAUCACUGAUGAUAAAUGUUAUUAAAAAUAAUAGGAAACUUAUGUUAAUAUCAGUCACUUCAUUUCUGUUUGUGCUUCUUUGUUUUGUAUUUACUUCCCAUUAGUGCUCUUAUUUUGUUUCCAUUUCCUGCUUGUCCUGCUGAGUGCUGUGUUUUCUUCCCCUCACCUGCUGUUGAUUGGCAGCCGGUCCACACCUGCUGCCAAUCAGCAUGUUUCUAUUUAUGCUUGUCUUGCAUGCUCCUCAGGGCUCGAAGAUUGAAUAUUGUUUAGAACUGUACAUGCAAGACUGCUUCAUUCUCCUCUGUUGAUGAUAUUAAAAGCAUCUUACCUGCU
Molecule: messenger RNA, 4994 nt
Organism: Nerophis ophidion (straightnose pipefish)
Lineage: Eukaryota; Metazoa; Chordata; Actinopteri; Syngnathiformes; Syngnathidae
Gene: sh3bp5lb
Product: SH3-binding domain protein 5-like, b
Exons: 7
Coding region: 450-1913 (487 amino acids)
Biological process (GO): intracellular signal transduction; negative regulation of protein tyrosine kinase activity
Cellular component (GO): cytoplasm
Molecular function (GO): protein kinase inhibitor activity
Source: RefSeq, a predicted model, not a curated record